AUGCAGCUGUUGGAAAUUGGCGGUGCCCAUGCCUUACACAUUUGGCUAGGGAUUCCCAUCGUUAUUCGAAUUUUCUUGGAUGAGUACGAUCCCUCUGGAAGAGUCUUUCACAGUCCACAAUCGCGGAGUCUGUGCUGUGGCAUUAUCGUCUGUUGCAUUCUGGUGACCAUCCUUCGCAACCCAGCCCGUCGAUUGGGUAUGGACGAAGAAGAGGAAGACUUGGAAGUGCAGUUCGGAAAACGAAAACGCUCCCUGGUGUCGCAAUUGGCCGAGUCGGCAUCCAACACGGUCCGGUCGUCCAGCAGCGGCAUGUUUCGCAACGCACUCUUUAUCAGUACCUUGUUUUGGAUUUCUUGGCCACUCAAUGAGUCCACCAAGAACUUUGCCGUGCUGGGAGCCAACACCAAUGUCUGUGAUGCGGAGGAUACGCAGUGCCGCAUCAAGAAUCACUACGGACCUCCCAUUUGUUGUAUCAGUCCCUCCUUUUGUGACGCGCGAGCGCACAAUUGGAUCUACCAACAAGGAGGAACGGCACAAGCCUACAAACCGGACGAACCCAUUUCCAAUCUGAUUUGCAAUGCCACAGAGAUUGUGGAAGAGAAACAAAUGAAACACAAAGUGGCCACUUGGCCUUUUUCGCGUUCGACACGGAAAUCACCUCCUCUGGUCAAUCUCAAACUCAACUUGAUGCGAUGCAGCAAAGAAGGAGAUGAAGAAGAUCUAUCCGAAGAAAACGACAAUCAGGAGGAUCCAGAAACCCAACUGGACGCCACUGCUACGGAUUGCUGUUGCCGACCCUUGCUAGCGAGUCAGGAAAACGCGACGAUUGAAAUUUGGCAAACUCGACCAGAUGGAACCUAUUCUUCGUUGCGGGCGGGAAGUGACGACGGUGAUUGUCGUGCAAGAUGGAUUGCGACGGGGGAAUCAGCCGUCGAGGAACAAGAACAGCAGCAACAACAACACAGCAACAACAGCAACUGCCAUUGA
Messenger RNA from Seminavis robusta, 987 nucleotides. NCBI's taxonomy places the organism in Eukaryota, Bacillariophyta, Bacillariophyceae, Naviculales, Naviculaceae. The record is from the annotation of a GenBank genome assembly.